This is a messenger RNA of Microthlaspi erraticum, 567 nucleotides long. Lineage: Eukaryota; Viridiplantae; Streptophyta; Magnoliopsida; Brassicales; Brassicaceae. The record is from the annotation of a GenBank genome assembly.
AUGGAAGUAGAGGAGAUACAGGGCUCGAGCAUUAAUGAGGAGGUGAGGAAGGAUAAGGCAAUAAAUGAUCGUGUAGAAGGAAAAAAGAAUGAUGGUGUGAGUAGAGAUAAGGAAAACCUUGACCCACAGAGUGGCGUAGGUCAAGACAAGAGUAGGGUACAAGGAAGUGAGGUUGUGUUUGGGGCUGGAACGGGCCAAGGCCCAAAAUCAAAUCGGAUAAACCAAAAAGGGUGGAAGUCUGGGAAUGGGAAGAGUGGUUUGGUGGGCUGUCCCAAGCAGGUGAAUAAUAACCGGCCCACUUGGGGGCUUGUCUAUGGCCCAACUACAGGAGAGGUUGAACUCUCUGAGUCAGGGAAACGCCUCCGUGUAGAGAGAUCGAACGUAGGUCGGGCCGGGAAAUCUGUGGUCGCGGAGGGGCUGGCUGAGCAGGAUGGUGGAGCUGGGUCUCAGGAUCGGAACGGAAGUUUGGUGGGAGCUCCUCCGGUUCACACGCACGAGAGCCCGAGCACGGAAAUGGCGGAUCAAGGAAUCUCUAUGGCGAUUCCGAUUGUGAUCAAUGGAGCUUAA